Carica papaya (papaya) is the source of this 2820-nucleotide messenger RNA. It is a transcript of the gene EDA30, whose product is annotated as O-fucosyltransferase family protein. Gene Ontology annotation, cellular component: cytoplasm; chloroplast; Golgi apparatus. NCBI's taxonomy places the organism in Eukaryota, Viridiplantae, Streptophyta, Magnoliopsida, Brassicales, Caricaceae. The record is from RefSeq and is a predicted model, not a curated record.
CCGAGACAGAUCGGUUCUUUACACACACACAGAGUAUACCAAUCAGCUGUUCAGAACAGUCUUGUGAAUACAACAAACGAAUCCUCCUUCACCUUUUGGUUUCUUUUUCCUUUAAUUUCAUCUCUGCUAAACUCUCUCUGUUCUAGUUUUUAAUCUUCCAUAUCACCUGCCCCCCCUGUUUGGUUCCCCAGAAAUUCGAACGGAAAGGGGGAGAAACAAAGUCAUAUCUUUAGAUUGGAUUCGAAAUCACUACUGUCUGCUUUUUGAGAAGGUUACUUGUGUUGAGGGUUUUGGCUUUGUUGACUUUCGAUGUUAUACUUCUCAUCUGGCCUUCUAGGCGAGACGUAUUUGUUUUCUAGUCUUUACACUCUUAAUACGGAAAUCUGAUGGGAUUAGAUUUCUGUUGUUGGAUUUGUUUUCUUUCCCCCGAAUGACUGUAAUUUAGGGUUUAUUCAGGGAUUCGAUCCAAAUCGGGCUCCUUUUGAUGAGCAAAUAUGGUUUUUAAAUCUAAGAUAAAGUGGAUAGCGCUUUUUGUGCUGAUUUUGUCCGUUGCAUCCUUGGUUAUCCAUCUUUCCAUGACCAAGUUUUCAUCUGUUGAUUUAGUUCAGUAUAGCACAAUGGCUGGUCUAAUUCAGGAUUUGGCUUUACCGUUAGGGGCCCAGGCUUCUAGGAAUAAGAAGCUAUGGGGGAAUGUGAAGUCUCUGGAGCCAUUGCAGCCUUAUGCCAACCCAAGAAGCAGCUAUCCUGUCCCAAAUGAAAAGAACAACGGUUUCAUCUAUGCCAAAGUUUUUGGUGGAUUUGAGAGCAUAAGACCUUCGAUCUGUGAUCUUGUCACCAUAUCCAGGCUUCUAAAUGCUACUCUUGUCAUUCCAGAGAUUCAAGAAGCUCUUCGCUCAAAAGGCAUCAGUUAUAAAUUCAAGAGCUUCUCCUAUCUCUAUGAUGAGGAGCAUUUUAUAGCAUCUCUCCAAAAAGAUGUAAUAAUUGUGAAGAGCCUGCCUGAAAAUUUGAAGGGUGCAAGAAAAAGGAAUGAGUUCCCUACCUUUAAACCCAAAAGCUCUGCUUCUCCAGAUUUUUAUGUCAAUGAAAUUUUGCCAAAGUUAAAGAAAGCAAAGGUUAUUGGAUUGGUUCUUAAUAAAGGAGGAUGUUUGCAGUCAGUCCUUCCUUCUACUAUGUCCGAGUUUCAAAGGCUUAGAUGCAGAGUUGCGUUCCAUGCACUCCAAUUUCGACGAGAAAUUAAGUUACUGGGACGCCGGAUGGUGGAGAGGUUACGAGGAUUGGGCCGUCCUUUUUUAGCUUUUCAUCCUGGCUUGGUGAGGGACAAAUUGGCAUUUCAUGGCUGUGCUGAACUUUUUCAGGAUGUUCACACUGAACUGAUCCAGUAUCGGAGAGCACAGAUGAUCAAGCAAGGAAUUCUUAAAGAAGAACUAAGUGUAGUCUCACACUUACGGAGAGACAACGGUUCAUGUCCUCUCAUGCCUGAAGAGGUUGGAGUUCUUCUUAGAGCAUUGGGAUAUCCUCCCCAAACAAUUAUAUACCUGGCAGGUUCUGAAAUAUUUGGUGGUCAGCGUGUUCUAAUCCCCCUACGUGCUAUGUUUGCCAACUUAGUGGAUCACACUUCCUUAUGUAGCAAAAACGAAUUGUCUGAAUUAUUCGGCCCUGAAGCCCCUCUUCCUCUAGAUCUCUUUCAAAUGCCUCCUAUCAAAAGUGAAAAACAACUUAAGGAAGAAUGGAACAGAGCUGGACCUCGGCCACGACCUCUUCCACCACCUCCAGACAGACCCAUCUACCAACAUGAGAAAGAGGGCUGGUAUGGUUGGAUCACUGAGAAGGAUACAGAACCAGAUCCUUCACCUAUGGAUUUGCGAAUGCAAGCACACAGAUUAGUUUUGGAUGCACUUGAUUAUAUUGUUUCUGUGGAAGCUGAUGCAUUCUUUCCUGGUUUUAAUAAUGAUGGUAACGGAUGGCCAGAUUUCUCAAGUUUGGUCAUGGGACAAAGGCUAUAUGAAAGGGCUUCAUCUAGAACCUAUAGACCGGACAGGAAAGUAAUUCAAGAGCUACUUAACAUCACCCGUGAUAAUAUGUACCAUCCGAAGCGUAACUGGACUGUUUUGUUGAAGGAACAUCUCAACAAAAGCCUGGAUGAAGAUGGCCUCAUCAGGCAAUCUCUACUGUCAAAACGCAGUUCAUUUCUAUCGCACCCCCUCCCUGAAUGUUCUUGCAGAAUUUCAUCUAUUGGGCUAUCAAGAAGACGGAAAGAUGGUGAUGGACGAUUUCUGUAUGGAGGUGAAGAUGAGUGUCCAAAAUGGAUAUCAGCUGGAGCAGAAAGGGAUAAGAAUGAUGAUGUGGAGUCACUAGAAUAUGAAAGUGACUUGUCUGAUCAGCCCGAACCUGAUGAAGAUGCUGCCAAAAAUAGUGACAGUCUACCCUUUGAUCAUGAUGAUGAAUGGGAUCCUAAUGACUAGAAUUGGAUGUGGAUGAUGCUACUUCCUGUUUUUAUCUGCAGUGAAGCCAUUCAAUUUCCAGUAAUUUUGUUACAAAAGAGGAACUUUUUUUUCUUUUGUGGGGGUCAGCAACAUGAUGAGGUAAUUUUUUCCGUCUGUGUAGUUCGGCAUAGUUUUUUGAGGGGAGCAUUCAGAUUUAUUCUUUCUAGUUAAAUUCAAGGAAUUAUAAGUUACAGAUAACAGAAUAUAUUGUAUACAGUCAUACACCAUAUAUUUUGACCUUGACAAGAGUAGAGAAAUUUUUAUGUAGUAAGAGCAAGGUAAAGUUGACGAUUUUUCAUAUUGAGGAAACAUAGGGUUAGAAUGUCGGAUUGUCAUA